AACCAAGGGUUGCUGAAUUAGAAGCCAAGCAAAAAGAGUUAGAAACUAAACAAAAGGAAUUGGAAUUCAGAGUAGAAGAAUUGAAAGAUGAAGUGGAAAUGGAGCGAGAAGAAGCUGAAAAGGCAUUAGAAGUAAGUAGAUUAGAAAGAUGGGAACCCAAAGUUAGUUUGUUUAUAGAGACUAUCAAAGCCAAAGAAGAUGAUUUGGACAAAGCUUUUGCAAAGAUAAAAUUACUAGAAAUCAUGGCAUGA
Ambispora gerdemannii is the source of this 251-nucleotide messenger RNA. The record is from the annotation of a GenBank genome assembly. Lineage: Eukaryota; Fungi; Glomeromycota; Glomeromycetes; Archaeosporales; Ambisporaceae.